ACGACGCUUUCUACACAGUUUACCACGUGAACACUUAUGGGAAAUGUACAACAUCUGUAAGCGAUUUACAACAGGAACACUCGAGUAGCACUCUAAUAGCAGGAAAAGAAGGCGAGAUAAAGGAAAAAAGAAAGAGCACACAAGCAUGCUGGAGGAGGGGAAGGUUGAGCAGACGCAUAAGGCCAGGAGAAGAACCUCAUGCUGGAUUAGAAAGAAGCAUGUUCGAGUGGGCUUAGCAGAAACUCUCAGCACUUUUGUCAUGAUGGUGUUUGGUCUAGGUUCUGUUGCUCAGGUGGUCACAGGAGGGGGUGUUUUUGGAGAUUACUUGAGCAUUAAUCUGGGUUUUGGUCUUGGUGUAGCGAUGGGAGUACAUGCUGGUGGGAAAGUGUCAGGUGCUCACAUGAAUGCAGCAGUGACGUUUACUAUGUGUGUAUUUGGCCGUCUGAGCUGGAAGAUGCUCCCACUCUAUGUAGUCGCACAAUUUCUGGGCUCCUUUAUUGCUGCGGGAACAAUUUACACCCUGUACUACGAUUCCAUAUAUCACUACUGUGGAGGAAACUUCACAGUGUUUGGACCCAAAGCAACAGCAGGGAUCUUUGCGACUUAUCCUGCUCCUUAUCUCUCAAUACAAACUGGAUUUUUGGAUCAGGUACUUGGUACUGCCAUGCUGUUGCUAUGUCUGAUGGCUCUGGCAGAUAAGAAGAACCAGCCUGCCCCAACUGGUGGAGAGCCUUUUGCUAUUGGAGCUCUUGUAUUGCUGAUUGGAGUUUCCAUGGGCAGUAACAGUGGCUACGCCAUCAAUCCCACCCGAGAUUUCGGGGCAAGAGUCUUUACAGCAAUUGCGGGCUGGGGAGUGGAAGUUUUCAGGGCAGGUAACAACUGGUGGUGGGUGCCCUUGGUGGCACCUUUAGUGGGUGGAGUGACUGGCGCUUUGAUAUAUAAAGCAUUUGUGGAGCUGCUCCAUCCUAAGAAUAAGGAUAAAACACCUGAGCCCAGUGGACCAUCAGAGCGUAUACCUCUGGAUCAGUGCAAGAAAGACAACACUGAUGAGUGUGUGAACUGUUAACAAGUCGAGUCCCACUGGAACCAUGAAAAGUGACGAGGGAUAUAAUCAGCUCCUGUCAGUUCCAGUGGACUGAUGAUUGGAUCCAUGAUAAAAAGUUCCAAAAAAAGAAAAACUCACUAGACAAACAAUUAUUAUGACCAUUGAAGAAUGAACUGGAAUGAAGGAACUGGUUUUUUUUCCCCCCUCCUUUAAAGAUUUUAUUUCCAAAUGCAUUUGAGAUAAUGGUAUAAUUUUAUGCCACCACAUUAGCAGGACAAAACAGUUCAUCUGGAAGAACCAGAAAACUGCAUGGUGGCAUAAUUUACAUGUUUUAUUUACAUAUUUCAGAUUAAGUUUACAUUUUAAGUUUCAUAGGCUAGCCCAGAUGCACAUGACAAUGCUGGAUUAGUUAUAGAAAGUCAUUCCCUCACUAGUCACCCCCUUUGUUUAAUAGUCUCUUCAAGUGAAUUAGACAUAAAUUGCAUAUGUUUGAAAUGUUACAUGUAAAAAAAAAAUCCCCAAAAAAACAAAGCCCUCUAUGUUGACGUCUGUCAUAAAACUGUUGGGU
Messenger RNA from Hemibagrus wyckioides, 1613 nucleotides. RefSeq names its product aquaporin 7 (gene aqp7). Gene Ontology annotation, cellular component: plasma membrane; basolateral plasma membrane. Gene Ontology annotation, molecular function: glycerol channel activity; urea transmembrane transporter activity; water channel activity. The coding region runs from base 146 to 1066 and encodes 306 amino acids. The transcript is spliced from 6 exons. Lineage: Eukaryota; Metazoa; Chordata; Actinopteri; Siluriformes; Bagridae. The record is from RefSeq and is a predicted model, not a curated record. Gene Ontology annotation, biological process: water transport; glycerol transmembrane transport.